AUGGCUACUAAAAAACCAUGCACGGAUGUAACAAAAAGGAGCCGAAGUCCCGUCGUGUUGGAGGCGGAGAUGUUCAGCGAAUUUCAGGACUGGUGUCUCCGGACUUAUGGGGACUCGGGUAAAACAAAGACUGUCACUCGGCGAAAAUACAACAAAAUCAUGCAGACCCUCUUGCAAAACGACGAGUCGGAUGGUGUCUAUGUUGACAACAGCCACAUCAAUGCCAAAUUCAAAUUCUGGGUGAAGUCAAAAGGGUUUCAGGUCGGGACUAACAUUUUGGGCGAGCACAACAAAAAGGGAGCAGCGGGGAAGCCCGUCCUGUACGUCCCUGUCAAAUCAACGUGUUCAGACGGUAGCGCCACCCAGGACAGCUCUCUGAAGCGUGUGGCAGUAGUGGAGGAUUUCUUCGACAUCAUCUAUGCCAUGCACGUGGAAAUGGGCGCCGAUCCCGGCCGAGCCCCCAAACAUGCCGGACAGAAAAAGACCUACAAAGCGAUUGCGGAGACGUAUGCAUUCCUGCCCAGGGAGGCGGUGACCCGUUUCCUGAUGAGCUGUGGAGAGUGCCAGAAGAGGAUGCAUAUUAACCCCAGCACUGCAGAGUUUAAAGAAAACGACCGACCCACCUCUCUGGUACCGGACCUCAUUGAUUAUAACAUGCCUCUCACUGCCACCUACCUGAAACAGAUGAAACUACAGUGCAUGACAACCAAUGAACAGGAUGACAGUUCGGUGAGCAGUGAGGAUCUGGACAUGGCUGAGCCGGCAUGGGUCUCUGCAGAGCGUGCUCCAGCACCAGAGCCCAGCCCACCGGGCCACGCCGAGAGCAUGCACAGUCCCCAACAAACCAUCAAGGAGGAGGACGAUGACUCGUCCUCGGAGAGCGGCAGCGCCAAUGGAAUCCCUGCCUUGACCGCUCCCGGGGCAGCCGUGGCUGCGGGGGUUGUUUCCGCCCCUGAGGGGGGGGUCGCGUACGGAGAGGUGAAUGGGAACGGGGUUGCGGCGCCUUUGGACUUCAGCACCACUUCGUCCUCCUCUUCCUCCGAGGACCAGCAGCCCGUAAACCUUAGCGACAGACUGCUACCCGUGGUCAACUACCCGCCCGACCCCAGCAAGAAAUACCCUGUCAAAACAGAGUACGGCAACAAGUCUCCUCAGUAUAGCUCAGGGAGCUAUGACUCAGUGAAGACAGAAGUGAGCAUGUGCGCUGAGGAUCUGACCUCUGGCCGAGCCCAGGUCAUUGAUGAUGAUGACGAUGAUCAUGAUGAUCAUGACGACAGUGACAAGAUCAAUGACGCUGAAGGUCUGGACCCAGAGAGACUCAAAGCUUUCAACAUGUUUGUCAGGCUGUUUGUGGAUGAGAAUCUGGAUCGUAUGGUUCCCAUCUCCAAACAGCCCAAAGAGAAGAUCCAGGCCAUCAUCGAGUCCUGCAGCCGCCAGUUCCCUGAGUUUCAAGAACGAGCACGCAAGCGCAUCCGCACCUACCUCAAGUCCUGUCGCCGCAUGAAGAAAGGAGGCUUUGAGACUCGACCCACACCCCCCCACCUCACCUCUGCCAUGGCUGAGAACAUACUGGCUGCUGCCUGUGAGAGUGAGACACGUAAUGCUGCCAAAAGGAUGCGUCUAGACAUCUACCAGGCUCACGAUGAACAGAUUACAUUAGAUAAGCCAAACUCUAGGGAUCCAGCUGCCCUAGCUCACUCAGGCUUCUCACUGGCCACCACAGCCUACUCACAGGACCAGCUCUACACCAAUGGAGGGCUCAAUUACAGUUUCCGUGGUUACGGGGCUCUUGGUGGCAGCCUUCAGAACAGUGGCUCAACACAGAGCAAUGGUCCCACUGAUCUCAGUAUGAAGUCUCUUGCCUCCAGCUCCUCCUCAUCCUCCAGCUCUAACAGUCAUGGACAGGGCGGAGGUGGAGGCGGGGCCUCGGCUCAGCUCAGCGCCCCAGAGAUCACGGCAGUAAGGCAGCUCAUCGCAGGUUACCGUGAGUCCGCUGCCUUCCUGCUCCGCUCUGCAGACGAGCUGGAGAACCUCAUUCUUCAGCAGAACUGA
This is a messenger RNA of Chanos chanos (milkfish), 2052 nucleotides long. RefSeq names its product nucleolar protein 4-like a (gene nol4la). The transcript has 11 exons. The coding region runs from base 1 to 2052 and encodes 683 amino acids. The record is from RefSeq and is a predicted model, not a curated record. NCBI's taxonomy places the organism in Eukaryota, Metazoa, Chordata, Actinopteri, Gonorynchiformes, Chanidae.